AAUUCCCUUUUCUCCAAUCAACAGAAACAACACAAGUUACAACAAUACUGAAAACAUUUUCCAAAACCCUCAAAAUCGGAUCCGGAUCCGGAUCUUGGCCCAAAGCCCAGGUGGUGUAUUUUUUCCUUCCCGUCACCACCGCUUCACUUUUAGGAGGGAGAAAUGAACACUCAAUUCUCAUUUCCAGACCUCAACCUCUCCCCCUCCGUAACCUCCUCCGCCUCCGUGAUGUCACUCCACGUCAAGUCCGAACCAAUUGACGAUCAUACCCCUCCCCCUCCUUCCCCUCCUCCAUACUCCGAUAUCUACUCCGAAUACUACAGCCUCUGCGAACGUGUCACCUCCGCAUUGGCUAACCGUAUCCCACUCUCUAAACCGGAUUCCAAUCCCCUCGCAAUCGUCCCCGUACCGGACCAAACCGGAAACACCCACUCUCUCUCCUCCUCCUCCUCCUCUUCCCGUCUCCCCUUCCAGAGACCACAAGAGCUCGCCCGCGUCACCUCCCUAAACCCCCACGACCACAAACACCACAGAGAGAUCCUCACCCUCACCCGAACAAUCUACUCCUCUCUCCGCCUCCACCUCGUCGCCGAGGAGAUGCGCCUCCCCGGCCGCCGCCGCAAGCCCCGAGCCGACAUAAAGGCCUCGACUUUGAUGAGGCAACGCGGCCUCUGGCUCAACCAAGACAAACACGUCGUCGGCCCCAUCCCCGGCGUCGAGAUCGGCGACAUGUUUCUCUACCGCUUAGAGCUCUGCGUCGUGGGCCUCCACGGGCAGCCGCAAGCCGGAAUCGAUUAUCUGACGGCGCACCGGAGCUCGAACGGUGAGCCGAUAGCUACUAGUGUGAUUGUCUCCGGUGGGUAUGAGGAUGAUGAGGACACAGGGGAGGUUCUUGUUUACUCCGGGCACGGUGGGCAGGAUAAGUUUCAUAGGCAGUGUCAGCAUCAGAGGUUGGAAAGUGGGAACCUUGCGAUGGAGAGGAGUAUGCAUUAUGGGAUUGAGGUUAGGGUGAUUCGUGGGGUGAGGUAUGAUAAUGUGGUGAGCUCUAAGGUUUAUGUGUAUGAUGGGUUGUAUAGGAUUGUUGAGUAUUGGUUUGAUGUUGGGAAGUCGGGGUUUGGGGUUUUUAAGUUUAAGUUGGUUAGGAUUGGAGGGCAGGGUGAGAUGGGGAGUAAGAGGAUGAGGUUUGCUCAAGGGCUUAGGAGUAAGCCGUUGGUUGUUAGGCCUAAUGGGUAUUUGAGUUUUAAUCUCUCUGGUGGGAAGGAGUGUGUUCCGGUUUAUUUGUUUAAUGAUAUUGAUUUUGAUCGUGGACCGGAGGGGUAUGACUAUAUUGUGAGGUCUGCUAUUAAUACUAGUGUGGUUUCUUCUCACGGAGGGGGGGAUAACCGUGGUUGUGAUUGUAAAUUCUCCUGUGGUAAUGAUUGUUUGUGUAUGAGGAGGAAUGGUGGUGAGCUUCCUUAUGAUGAGGAUGGGACUUUGUUGAGAGGGAAGCCUGUGGUGUUUGAGUGUGGGGUUUUGUGUUCGUGUGGUCCGAGUUGUCAGAACCGUGUGACGCAGAAGGGGUUGAGUAAGAGGCUGGAGGUUUUUAGAUCUAGGGAGACAGGGUGGGGUGUUAGGACAUUGGAUUUUAUUCAUGCUGGGAUGUUUAUUUGUGAGUAUGCUGGUGUGGUUCUUACUAAAGAUCAAGCUGAGAUUGUGUCGAUGAAUGGGGAUCCUCUGGUUUAUCCGGGUCGGUUCGCCGAGAAAUGGAGGUUAUGGGGUGAUUUAUCUCAGGUUUAUCCUGAUUAUGUUCAACCGAGUUAUCCUUCUCUGCCGCCGGUUGAUUUUGCAAUGGAUGUGUCGAAGUUGAGAAACGUGGCUUCUUAUAUUAGUCACAGUAAAGAACCAAAUGUGAUGGCGCAGUUUGUACUAUAUGACCAUAGUAACUUGAUGUUCCCUCGGGUCAUGCUUUUUGCACUGGAGAAUAUCUCUCCGUUAACAGAGUUAAGCUUGGAUUAUGGGUUGGAUGAUAAACGAGAAGAGCAGCUCGCUAUCUGUUACUGAGCUGUUUCCCAUAGCUUGUUUCUGUACCUUUUUUGUAUUUGUAUCUUACAAAGAUAGCCUCUCUUGAUGUUUUUUGGUUGAGGCAAUUUCUCAAAUCAAAUGUUAUUGUUACAAAUUAUUAUCAUCUUAGCAUUAUGUUCAUACUGCCGAAGUCUUACUGUCUUGGAGUUUUCCUGUGCAAUUUGUCUGUGUUCUCUCACUCCUAUGAGUAUUUUGUUGCAUCAGUGAUGCAGAUGUUGU
Eruca vesicaria subsp. sativa (arugula) is the source of this 2280-nucleotide messenger RNA. The record is from the annotation of a GenBank genome assembly. Lineage: Eukaryota; Viridiplantae; Streptophyta; Magnoliopsida; Brassicales; Brassicaceae.